CUCACUUCGUUGUUGCCUGCUAUGUUUUCUAUUGCAAUUUGCAAGGCCAAUGAUUUAUCUUCUACGUAGAAGAAAUUAGGGUUAGGGUUAGGGUUCUUCAGGAUCGGAUUUUAUCCUUCGCAUGUAUCGGUUUUAGGGUUUGUCUUGUUCUUAGAUUUUCUGGUUGUUGAGCUCUAGGCCUUGAAAUAGGUAGGCGUUGCGGAGUAUUUUUCCCUUCUCCCCCCUAACCCCCGGCUCUGUUCAGUUGUUCUGGGGUUUUUAUGCAGGAUGUCUUCAACUAAGGCGAUUUCUGCUUCUCUGAAAUCCGUGGAUGCGAAAAAGGAGAGCCUUCGUAAAGCCUUCGAAGAUCUCCAGUCGCAUUCAUCUUCGCUUGCCUCCUUCACCCUUCAGUGGAAGGAUCUGGAGGAUCACUUUGACUCCAUCCAAAAAUCUCUAGAGCAUCGAUUCAAGGAGCUCGAAGCGAAAGAAGCCCAAGUCUCUGCCAAGGGAUCGGCGCCAAAACAGUCUCCGCCGGAGAAAGACAAAUCCGCCGAUAAACCUUCGCCGCACCUGCCGGCGAAAAAACCAGAUGAGCCUGAACGUAGUCCUCGUCCGGAGCUCAAAUCUCUUUGCGUCAGCAUGGACGGAAUGGGAUUGCGGUCUUAUAUAAUAGAGCAUCGCAAGGAGCUUCCGUUCGUUAAGGACGAACUUGCCGGUGCUCUUCGUACUGCGUCAGAUCCGGCGACGUUAGUUCUGGACGCAAUGCAAGGAUUCUUCCCUCCGAAUUCGAAGGGAGACAAGGAUGGUGAGUUGGCUUCUAUCAGAAGAACCUGUAUUCUUCUGCUGGAGCAGUCGGCGGCGAUAAGCCCCGAAAUUAGGCCUCAUGUGAAGGAAAAGGCAAAGAAUUUAGCUCAUGAAUGGAAAGGGAAGGUUAGCAAGGGGGGUGAAAAUCCAUUAGAGGCCUUAGGGUUUUUGCAGCUUUUAGCUACGUAUGGGUUAGGUUCUGCAUUUAAUGCAGACGAGCUUUUAGAUCUUGUUGCCACGGUUGCUCGGCGCAGACAGGCUGUUGAUUUGUGUCGGGCGAUUGGUUUCUCAGAUAAGAUUCCUGAUUUUAUUGAGAAACUAAAAAAUAAUGGGAAGCAUCUUGAGGCUGUAAAAUUUGUUUUUGCAUUUGAGCUCGUUGACAAGUUCCCACCUGUACCCUUACUUAAAGCCCAUGUUAAGGCAUCCAAGAAGGUUGCACAAGAGAUACGAAAGAAAGGAAACGAUUCUAUUCAGGCACAGAAUGAGGCCUCCGCCAAAGAAAUUGCUGCCUUGAAAGCAGUAAUUAAAUACAUUGAGGAUCACAAGCUUGAAUCCGAGUACCCUCGAGAGAGCCUUGACAAGCGUAUUGAACAGAUGGAGAAGCAGAAAUCUGACAGGAAACGCCCGGCAGCAACUCCUGCACAAAAGCCUCAAUCGCAACAGCAGCAGACAGGGAACAAACGUCCUCGGCCUGCUGUACCAGCUCCUCCAAGGACUCUUGCUGCAGCUACUUCUGUUCCCUCAAUCCAACAAGCCCAACUGCAACAGCCUAGUUUAUUGCAGGAUAGGUUUACUCCAUAUUUAAGUUCAACAGCUGGGCCAUAUGGCUUGGCAAGCCCUUCUACUGUUACACCAUAUAUGAGUUCAACAGGUGGAUUAUAUGGGUUGGCAGGAAACUCAAGUUUUGGUGCUAACCUUAGUCCAACUAGAUCAUCUUACCCAUACGUUUCUGAGUCCCGCCCAGCCUCUGGUCUUUAUGACAGGUCCACUGGAUUUGGUGGCUACGGGUUGCCAUCUCAGUACCGUCAGUCUUUCUAUCCAUGAUACUUACAGUUGGAUGCUUUAGAAGUGUAUAGUUGGGGUUGUGAGCUUGCUCUCAUCCCAAAUGUUCAUAUGGUUGGUCUUUCUGGUAAAGACUCGAGGAUUAAACUUUCUCACAUCUUACAUCUGGCAAGGUUGGUCUUUUGGUAGUCAAGUCAGUCGUCUUGUAAUUGUCAGUCCUUUAUUGAAAGCUAGUAUUACUGCAAUCAUGAACAGGUAGGAGUUUGCUAUGAUGUUAGUCUUUGUACAUGAAGAACUAAUUCCACCUUGAAAGGUGAACAUUGGCUUUUCAUUAUUGCAGUCUGUUUAUUCUUCGUUGCAUAUGGGUUUGCUUUUUCUUGUUUCAUCAUGCUCUCCAGUUGUUGAUUUUACGUAGUUACCAGUCAACAUCAGUCAAUGCCUUGUGGCAUUGAUUUUUUAAUGGUCUUGAUGCCAUAUGCACAAGGCUUUGAUCUAUUUUCAUGGGCAAGCAAUGUAUUAUUGACAUUGUUACAUCCAAUUAGUUAUUUUUUUUGCUGACAUGCUUAUAUAUAGCUGUACUAUUCCAAUUCA
Nelumbo nucifera (sacred lotus) is the source of this 2376-nucleotide messenger RNA. RefSeq names its product truncated FRIGIDA-like protein 1. NCBI's taxonomy places the organism in Eukaryota, Viridiplantae, Streptophyta, Magnoliopsida, Proteales, Nelumbonaceae. The record is from RefSeq and is a predicted model, not a curated record.